Messenger RNA from Silurus meridionalis, 1489 nucleotides. It is a transcript of the gene nsun4, whose product is annotated as NOP2/Sun RNA methyltransferase 4. The transcript has 6 exons. Bases 47 to 1192 code for a protein of 381 amino acids. Gene Ontology annotation, biological process: rRNA methylation. NCBI's taxonomy places the organism in Eukaryota, Metazoa, Chordata, Actinopteri, Siluriformes, Siluridae. Gene Ontology annotation, cellular component: mitochondrial large ribosomal subunit. The record is from RefSeq and is a predicted model, not a curated record. Gene Ontology annotation, molecular function: methyltransferase activity.
CCUGUUUGUUGUGAGUCGCGGACUCUUUUAUCGGUGACACCUAAAAAUGGCGGCGCACGUGAAAAAGGCAUUUUUGAUAAACAAGUUCAAAGACUCGAUUUGUUUUAUUCAGCGACGGAAUCGAGUUAAAACAAAAUGGGCCAGCACCAGAGCGAAGAUCUUAGCCUCAUCCCUCGCCCUGCAGCAUUUCGAUGCCACCUAUAAGAACUAUUUUGGGAAGCUGUGGCCGUCCGUUCGCCUGGCGAUGUUAUCGGAGCAGAAGUACGGAGCCUUGAUGAACAACUUCGCCUCUAACGCAGACGUGAUCUCGACUUUACGAUCUCAAGGCUGCAGAGACUUCACCAGAGAACGAGACAGACACGAGGUUUCGGAUGAACAAAAUGAUUGUUCUUCCACAGACCGGAUUCGUGUCAACCCGAAUAUCCAGUGUUUUGUCUUCCCGAGAGGGGACAUAACCCGAUUCAAACCUGCCAGACCAGACAGCACAGGAUUACUGAGUUAUUAUCUCCUGGACGCGGCUUCUGUCCUCCCCGUGUUGGCGCUGGAUGUCCAGCCGGGUCAAACCGUCUUGGACUUGUGUGCCGGACCUGGAGGAAAGACUCUCGCCAUCCUGCAGACGCAAGCCGUCCGGUUUUUGUGGGCCAAUGACUUGUCUGGGUCUCGCACAACCCGGCUGCAGAGAACGCUCCAGAGCUACGUGCCCAAAGAGCUGAGAAGUGACGACAAGGUCCGUGUCACGUCCCUUGACGGUCGCAAGUGGAGGAAUAUGGAAGAUGUGGAGUUUGACAGAGUGUUAGUAGACGUCCCCUGUACCACAGACAGACAUUCCCUGAUGGAGGAUGAGAACAACAUCUUUAAAAGAUCCAGGACUAAAGAGAGACAGAUGCUUCCUUUACUGCAGAUGGAACUCCUGCUGGCAGGGCUCCGGGCGACUCGUCCAGGCGGAGAGCUGCUCUACUCCACCUGCUCUCUGUCUCAGCUGCAGAACGAGUGUGUGGUGGAGCAGGCGCUCCGUCUCGCUCAGCAGGAGAUGGACAUCACGGCUCGAGUGCAGGACCUCAGCAGCUUCACUCGUCUCUUCUCAGACACGUUUCACUUCGCUCCUCGGCCGGCGCUCGGGGAACUCGUCCUCCCGCACUUGUGCGCAAAUUUCGGCCCGAUUUACUUGUGCAAACUGCUGCGGGUCAGCUGAAGAAGCUCGGCAUGCAUGUGUAGAUACGACCUGACUGCUUUCCCAGCUGUGUGUACGCUCAGUGCCGCAAUGCUGCCCCCUGCUGGUGUUAUUAAAAUGUCUUUGCAGAGCAAAACUGACUGAAUAGAUCAAAAUAAUGCUUCAUUUUCUUUACACAUUUUAUAUACGACUCGUUACAUCUACAAUCUUUUGCUCCACAUCUCACACACAGAUAAAGUAGUGACAGAACACUACAGUUAUUUACCUGAAAGAGAAACAGAUUGUUAUGGUCAAAUAAUAAUAAAGCUUUUGGAGUAA